AUGGAACCCAAAGGCUCCUGUAUUUUCCUUUGGCGCUACCGCUCCACAGCAGACCACGAUGAUGACUUCAGGAUCACUUUAACAGAUGAAGAAAGCAUUGAACGGAAUGGUAUCAAAAGGGCUUUCCCUGCAGGACUGCCUUCGGAUCUUCCGACGAAGUUGAAUUUGAAGCUGAGUAACGAGAUUGAUGCUACGGUCCAGGUGGAUGAUAAUAUGGAGUCAAGCGUGCCUGGAGUCUUCAUGGUUGGAGAUGCGAAUACUAUAAAAGGCGACUUAGCGAAGGACUACUCGGAUGCUCGAGUGGAGGCGGAGUCAAGACAUACCAAGCGCUUUUUCGGCGAUGCACAGAACCCCUUUGAAGCUACAAAGAGACUACUCGCGAAGCCUACGGCUGAGCUCAGUUCGGCGCAAGACUUGUUGGAGUACAUCAACAGUUGA
This is a messenger RNA of Letharia lupina, 438 nucleotides long. RefSeq lists its product as uncharacterized. Bases 1 to 438 code for a protein of 145 amino acids. The record is from RefSeq and is a predicted model, not a curated record. The transcript has 3 exons. Lineage: Eukaryota; Fungi; Ascomycota; Lecanoromycetes; Lecanorales; Parmeliaceae.